CAACAUGAGACGUCAGAAUAUCACAGUUAUGUUUAAACGGAAUUGUUUUCACAACAGUGCAUCGUAUCAACUUCACCUUGUCAACACAUUGUUUCAAAAACUCACAAUUUAGUUUUCUAAUAGCAGUCCGUUCAGUGACCGCAUGAGCAGGCAUACAUCUCUCUUCUGAGAUAUUUGUAAUUUAAUAGUAUAACAAAGUAAACCUGUAUUGUCUAAAUGGACGAAUCAGUCGCUGGAAGGGACGUGGAUAUGUUUUCUGGGCUCAUGGAAGACCUCUACAGUGGGGCCUUGCUGCAUGUUAUGGUUGAAGACUUCAAAAAUUUGGUGACUUGGACUCAUUCUCACUCCACCAUAUGUCCACACAUCCCUUUUCCAGAGGAAGGAUACAGGUUGGAGGAGGUGAAUACUGUUGUGCUUCCAUGGAACUGUUCUGCUGGCCAUGCGUACAACUGGCCCAUGAUGUCACUCUCAGACAAGGUUAGGGAGGCAAAGAAGGUCCUGAGUGAGACGAAGAAGAGGAAGAGAGUCUCUCUUCAAGCAGAAGAGGAGUUAGAGUUUACAGAGGAGCCAGCGGACCUUAGUGUUGCUCAGGAGGAAGGUCCAGCUGAAUUGGACAGCAGCCGAAGCAGCCUUGUCACUCACGUGUCAGGGGAACAUGGGUUUGAUGUCAGCAGUGAGCAGAGAGAGGUCCCAACCCCAGACUUGCCCAAAGCGAAAACUCCAAAGAAGAAGAAACCUCUGUGUGUCAGCACUGGGGCGCCCCAAGAGCAGGCCUCAUCCUCCGCCAUGUCCUCAGCCUCCGCCAUGUCCGCCGCAGAGAACAGCGGUUCCCCCAGUCUGCCCCAGAUCCUCAGACUGGCCCAAACUGCCCUCCAUCAUAUUGAGCUCUUUAAAGAUGAUUUCGCCGCCAGCGGGUCUGUCCUCGACGACUCCCUGAACAGCAUGCACCUGGAGGACCUUGGCUCGGACACGGACAGCGCCAAAGAGGACGAGCUCAUGAACAGAUCUCAGAGCGGUGGUGGGGACGCUGCCUCCACCACGCCAUCGUGUAGCCAGCGGAGGGCACAGUCUGAGGGGCAGACGCCAUCGUGUAGCCAGCGGAGGGCACAGUCUGAGGGGCAGCUCUCCCCAGGCACCCCCGAGCCCCCUCCCGCCGAGUCCCCCCUCGCCGGGCCCUCCACCGCCCCCUGCUCCGCUGGGCCCAAGAGCGGCAAGAAGGCAGCAGCGACCAGAAGAAAAUCCAGGGUAAUCCUGGGAAGCAUGUGCAGCCUGAUGUCCUUCCCGUCGUGGCGCACGUCGACGCAUCCGGACGACUCGCGCUUGCUGGGCAGACUGGCGCUAGUGGAGCUGGACGUCCUGCUGGGGUCCUAUCUGCGCUACCUGUGGGAGGGAGGCAACCGGCAUCUCACACACGCCUUGAUGGUCCUCCAGGCACGCUGCAUUGACCGACACCUCAAGGCGCAGGGUUGCUUCCUCAGCAUGCGGCGGUCUCCUGAGCUGCCCGUGACGCAUCAGCUGUUCGAGGAGUACUGCCAGGCGCUACGUGAGCGCGAGACGGACCGGCACGGGGCGGUCAUUUGCAGCGUGACCGAGACAGAGGAGGAGGAGCUGAGGCGUCUGGGCGUGCUCGGCCGCGGCUCACCUGAGGCCCUGCUGCACCUGGUGCUCUACAACAACAUCCGCACCUUCGGCCCCGUGCACCUGUACCGCAUGUGGCCCGUGCCCGCGGGGAAGUUCCGCUUCAUGCGCGUGGCGCCCGCGGAGGUCGGCGCCCGGCCCGUGCUGGACUGCCUGGAGUGGGUGGACCCGGCCGACCCCGAGCAGCUGCCGCUGCGCAUGCUGGCCUCGCCCGACGACCCUCUGCGCUGCCCCCUGGAGGACUUCCGCCUGUACGCCACCAAGCACACCAGCGGCUUCCUCAGCCAUCACGACACCGUGUACUCCAACACGCGCAGCGGAGUGGACCUGCAGAGCAGCGAGUGGUACAUCCGCACGCCCAUGAGCAAGCUCCGCAUGGACAAGGUCCUCAGCGGGCUGGUCCAGAGGAUCGAGACCGUGCGCGCCAUGCGAGGAGCCAUGGCAACCGUCUCUAACUGCGGUCUGGGCCAACCGUUUUAGUGUGUCAUUAUGUUGGACGCAGUGGAAUAGGAUACCUUAUGAUAUUAUGACAAUAAUACAUAUAGUUAUAUAAUACAAGAAAAAAGAAGCAUAUGCCAAGGGAUUGUUUAGGAAUUACAUAAUAUGUUUAUAAUUAAAGAUGAGUUAAACUGC
Alosa sapidissima (American shad) is the source of this 2271-nucleotide messenger RNA. RefSeq lists its product as uncharacterized. The transcript is spliced from 4 exons. Lineage: Eukaryota; Metazoa; Chordata; Actinopteri; Clupeiformes; Clupeidae. The coding region runs from base 217 to 2118 and encodes 633 amino acids. The record is from RefSeq and is a predicted model, not a curated record.